AUGGUUAGACCAUUGUCGGACAUGUGGAAACACGUCGUAAAGGAAGUUGGACCGAAAGGCAACAUUAUUGCGACAUGCAUCCACUGUAACAAGGGCGUUACGGCUAGCGCUACACGCAUAAAAGAGCACCUGUUAGGGACGCCAAGGGGGCAGGAUAAGAACGUCACGUCGUGCGCAUCCGCUGUCGCAUUGCAACUUCGCGAGGCAGCAGCGCUGGAGGCUGCUUCAUCCGGGCGUGGCUCAGCCCAUGGCUCCACUUCAACGGUGGAGAUUCUGCCCGCUCGUCGCGCAAGGCAGCAGGAUAUCCGCGACAUGGCGGAUACCGGUGCACGCGCCCAACUCGACUACCUCUGGGCUGCAGCAGUGGCAGAGAAUGACUGGGCGUUUCACACGUCCAGUUCAAAAGCCGUGCAGGACUUUGUUGAUGCUGCUGUCGCCUUCGGGAAGGCGUACGACCUCCCAUCCCCCUUCAGGGUGGGCGGUGCGCUGCUACAGAAGCUGAAGGUUGACAACGAGGAGCUUGUCAGGCCGAUGAAAGAAAGCUGGAGCACGAGUGGCUGCACUCUCUCGGUCGACGGAUGGACCUGCCUGAAAAGUCGCGGCCUUGUGUGUGUCAUCGCUCAUAACGACACCGCUCCAGUGAUCGUGGACAUUGUAGACUCCAAGACGUCAAAGAAGACGGGCGAGUACCUGGCCGCCCUCAUCAAAAAGUCGAUCACUACGGUGGGAGCCAACAAGGUUGUCCAGGUUGUCAUGGACAACGCUUCAAACAACAAGCGGGCGUCGGACAUCCUCCGUGUGCCCUAUCCUUCGGUUUUCUUCACCAACUGCGCCGCACACACCCUCGAUUUGAUGCUCCACGACAUGGGGAACAUUCCAGCCGUGAAGCGGGUCCUUAGCCAGGUCCACCGAGUCGUGAUGAUGGUAAAGGGCAGCGCGUCCGCCGUCACGCUAUUCGAACAGCUGCUUAGCAAACUCUCCCUAGUGCGGCCUGGUGCAACGCGUUUUGGCACGCAAGUGAUAAUGCUGACCCGCUUCUUAGAGGUGAAGAAAGCACUGCGAGAAAUGGUGAUUAGUGAUGAAUGGGAGGGGAUUGCGGUGGCACAGAAGGAGGAGGGGAAGGCGGUCCGCGACCUUCUGUUGGAUGACGUGUUCUGGGAUUGUGGGACGGCGGUGCUCCGCCUCAUGACACCGGUGUACGAGGUCCUACGAACCGUGGACACCCGGGCUCUAGUCAUGGGCCAGGUGUAUGGCCUCAUGCUAGAGGCCACGGUCAAGACCAGCGAGGCGGCCGAGGCAGCAGGUGAGCUAGUCAUUGUACUGUUAUUCUUGCUGGUAUGUUCCAACGUUGUAUGUUUUGCCCUCCAUUUCCCGGAAAAGUAUUACUUAUAUCCGUUCAUUCUCUGGAUUCCAUCUUGGCCAGCCACAAUGAUGGUGAAACGGACGUCUCUGCUGGCGGCAAAGGACAAGCCGGCGUUUAUGACGUCCAUCAGGGCAAUUAUUGCCAAGCGGUGGGACGGCCAGCUGCAUAACGCAUUACAUGCACUGGGAUGGCUUCUCAACCCCCGCAAUCAGUAUAGUGAGGAGGUGAGGAACGAUGCCGAGGUGAGACGUGGGGCUGAGGAGGUGUUCGAAGCACGGGCUGUGGAUGUCGCACAGCGCGCACUUCUAACUGUCCAGCUGGCCCAAUUCCACAAAGGAGAGGACCGUUUGGGCUCGGAUGAGGCGCGUUGGGCAGCAACGCAUUUGGUGGAGUGUGGGCGCUUGACGGAUGCGGAGUGUUGGUUCAUGUACGGGGGGGAAGUGAAGCAGCUCCAGUCAGUGGCUGUGAUGACCCUAUCACAGCCAGACCUCCUCCGAAGUGGAGAGGUACUGGUCCGCCAUCGCACGGGUGCAGAGGCGUGA
Molecule: messenger RNA, 1905 nt
Organism: Closterium sp. Yama58-4
Lineage: Eukaryota; Viridiplantae; Streptophyta; Zygnematophyceae; Desmidiales; Closteriaceae
Source: the annotation of a GenBank genome assembly